Molecule: messenger RNA, 456 nt
Organism: Rotaria sp. Silwood2
Lineage: Eukaryota; Metazoa; Rotifera; Eurotatoria; Philodinida; Philodinidae
Source: the annotation of a GenBank genome assembly
AUGUUACUUCAAUUAAUCAUAUUUACUGUCAUUGUAUCAUCGAUAACAGCUGACUCUUGUGAAUCUUUUAUUCAUGGUGAUUAUGGUAAAACUGGUCGAUGUGUGACGAGAUCAGACUGUUUGAGUAAUGCUUAUUUGCCAAAAUUAUGUGAAAGUUGCCCUAAAAUAAUACCACGUGCUAGUUGGAAUGCAAAAAAUCCUAAAGGUCAAACAUUAUUGAUUACACCAGUUCCUUUUGUUGUAAUUCAUGAUACUAUUAGUCCUACAUGUAAAACUCAUCAUGAAUGUGUUAAACAAAUACGAGGAAUUCAAAAAUAUCACAUGGAUGAAAAAAAUUGGAGUGAUAUUGGAUAUAAUUUUUUAAUCAGUGAAAGUGGACUAAUAUACGAAGGACGUGGAUGGGCAUAUGUUGGUGCACAUCGUGCAGGUUAUAAUAGUAAAUCAAUUGGUAAAUAG